AUGGCUUCGAGUACGAUUCGGAAGGCGAUUGGUGCGGUGAAGGAUCAGACGAGUAUUGGAAUAGCGAAGGUGGCGAGUAAUAUGGCGCCGGAGUUGGAGGUGGCGAUUGUGAAGGCGACGAGUCAUGAUGAGGAUCCGGCGAGUGAGAAGUACGUGAGGGAGAUUUUGAACUUGAUGUCUUAUUCACGUGGCUAUGUGAACGCUUGUGUGGCGGCGGUGUCGAAGAGGUUGGGGAAGACGAGGGAUUGGAUUGUUGCGUUGAAGGCUCUUAUACUUGUUCAUCGUCUGAUGAAUGAAGGGACGGUGAUUUUUCAGGAGGAAAUUUUGUAUGCCACUAGGAGGGGGACCAGGCUUUUGAAUAUGUCGGAUUUUAGGGAUGAGGCGCAUUCUAGUUCUUGGGAUCAUUCUGCUUUUGUUAGGACGUAUGCGAUGUAUCUUGAUCAGCGGCUUGAGUUGAUGUUGUUUGAUAGGAAGACUAAUGUUGGGGGUAGUGGUGGUGGUUCUGGUAGUGGUGGCGGUGGGGAUGAUAGGUUUGGUGGAAGGGAAAACUUCAGAUCGCCACCGAAUGAAUAUGAGUAUGGAGGUCGAGGGGAUGGUGGGAGUGGGAUGAGGAAGACGAGGUCGUAUGGGGAUAUGGCUGAUGCAGCGGGGCAGGAUGAUAGAAGGAUUGUAACUGUUACUCCUUUGAGGGAUAUGAAGCCGGAGAGGAUUUUUGGUAAAAUGGGUCAUUUGCAGAGGCUCUUGGAUCGAUUCUUGUCUUGUAGGCCAACUGGGUUGGCGAAGAACAGCAGGAUGGUUUUGGUUGCUUUGUAUCCGCUAGUUAAGGAGAGCUUUCAGCUGUAUGCAGAUAUAUGUGAGGUUUUGGCUGUGUUGCUUGACAAAUUCUUUGACAUGGAGUACCCUGAUUGCGUGAAGGCCUUUGAUGCUUAUGCAAGUUCUGCCAAACAAAUCGACGAACUGAUUACCUUUUACAAUUGGUGUAAAGAUAGUGGUUUAGCGAGAUCCUCCGAGUACCCAGAAGUUCAGAGAAUUACUAGUAAGUUGCUGGAGACGCUGGAGGAGUUUGUGAGGGAUAGGGCCAAGAGGCCUAAAAGUCCAGAGAGGAAAGAGGAAGCUCCCAAAGUGGAAGUGAAAGAGGAGGAGCCGGUACAAGAUAUGAACGAGAUCAAGGCCCUGCCUCCACCUGAGAAUUAUACCCCACCUCCUCCGCCUGUACCAGAGCCUGAGCCAAAGCCACAGUUUACAGAAGACUUGAUGAAUCUGAGAGAGGAUGCAGUCACUGCAGAUGACCAGGGUAAUAAAUUUGCUUUGGCACUAUUUGCUGGUGCACCGGCUAAUAAUGCCAAUGGAUCCUGGGAAGCCUUUCCAUCAAAUGGACAGCCAGAAGUAACUUCAGCUUGGCAGACCCCUGCUGCAGAACCUGGGAAAGCUGAUUGGGAAUUGGCGCUGGUAGAAACAGCCAGCAAUUUAUCAAGGCAGAAAGCAGAUUUAGGUGGUGGGCUAGAUCCUUUAUUGUUGAAUGGUAUGUAUGAUCAAGGAAUGGUCAGGCAGCACGUCAGCACUUCCCAACUUAGUGGAGGGAGUGCAAGCAGUGUGGCAUUGCCAGGACCGGGAAAGACCACAACACCUGUUUUAGCUCUUCCUGCCCCAGAUGGAUCUGUGCAGCCAGUUAACCAAGACCCAUUCGCAGCAUCUUUGAACAUUCCGCCUCCCUCCUAUGUGCAAAUGGCCGAAAUGGAGAAGAAACAGCAAUUGCUUGUGAAUGAGCAGCAGCUGUGGCAUCAGUAUGCAAGGGACGGGAUGCAAGGCCAAUCUAGCUUGACCAAAUUGAACGGUAAUGGAUACUAUGGUGGAGGUCCUAUGCCUUAUGGAAUGCCCCCAGUCCAUGGAAUGGGACCUCCAAACGGGUAUUACCAUACUCCUCUCUGA
Molecule: messenger RNA, 1929 nt
Organism: Lathyrus sativus (Indian pea)
Lineage: Eukaryota; Viridiplantae; Streptophyta; Magnoliopsida; Fabales; Fabaceae
Source: the annotation of a GenBank genome assembly